UGGGACCAUACUAUACGUAAUGCUAAAAAACAACAACAAGGCGUGCGACUGACUUGUGCACUGAGACGUGAAGGACAACGUGGGCACGAUACGGUCGUUUUUUUUGGUCCCAUCUCUCAUAAUUAGGAUGGGCGCGAUAAAAAAUACACUUUCCUUAAUUCCCUCUCUUAGGUUCUCUUCACGAUCCAGAGUAGUUUACGAGGUACUACCUUCGCACGAUUCGAGCAAUGCCGGUUCGCCCUUAGACGGAUCCCCCAUUAUGUCGGACAGUUGGCGCAAAGGGUUCUCGUCACCCCGUCGACGACUAGGAAGUUUACUUCGCACGUCACCGAAGAGAUUAUUCAUUCUGACAAUCACUAUUUUCUUUACACUAUGUCUAUUGGCCGGAGGAAGUUUUAGAGCUAGGCGCUAUUAUGUUGAGAAGGCCAAGGAAGAUGAGAGAGUCCCUUAUCACUGGGAGAAGUACCCCAGGUUAAAUGGGUUUUAUCAUGGUGUUCGUACACUUGUGAACUAUACGGACUGGGUUCCGGAACAACAAAUUACAGCAAAAACUAAACCCCUGAUUCACAAAGAACCUCCCAUGGACCCUGUUGUUGUUAAUCCGUAUCCCGACUUCAGCUCUAGCGAAUACCUUAAAGAUCAUCACCCCGUUCAAAGAUGUUACGUGGAUGAAAAUGAAAAGUUCCCAGCACCCGAUAUUUUCGCAUACCCAGGAAUACCUGCCGGGAUGCCUGCGCCAUUUUGGGGAUCCUACGAGAGCAUUGGGGUUGCACCGGAUAAGUGUUGGGAACGUUUUGGUCGGUUUGGCCCAUACGGUUACAGCUAUAAUCCCGCCGAAGGUGGCUUAGGGCUUUCGAAUAACUCGGCGCAUGCGGGUGCUGAGAAGGUUCAAGAAAUGUUUACCAAGGUUGAUUAUCGCAAUGUGAAUUGGGGCAGAGCACAGAAGAAAUGCUUUGAGAAGAACCAGAAGCGAUUUGAUCCCGAAGCAGCAACCGGGGAUAAGAAAAGAGUUAAGCGCUCUGCUUAUGUGCUACGAACUUGGACCGGCUACCAGUAUACCGAUAUUCAACUCCUGUCUCUGCGAGCCAUGAUCAAUGAGUUGUCUUUAAAGUCUGGCGGUGAAUAUGACGUACAUCUUCUCGUUCACGUCAAAGAUAACUCAAUCCCAAUCUGGGCAUCCAAAGAGGUGUACAACCAGACAAUAAGGGACAACGUGCCUGAAGAAUUCUGGGGUAUCACAACUCUAUGGUCGGAGCAGCAGAUGCGAACAUACUAUCCUGGUCCUUUCCCCGAGGAAGAUAACUUUGAGAAUCAUUCCAAAUCCGACAUCCAUGGCGUUUAUCGAAGUGCUCACUUCGCCUUGCAGUGGUUUGCACAGCAGCACCAGGAGUAUGAUUUCUUUUGGAACUGGGAAAUGGAUCUAAGAUAUACCGGUCACUACUACGAGUUUCAUAAUGGCAUCUCGCAGUGGGCAAAAGAACAACCUCGAAAAUUACUAUGGGAAAGAAGUUCUCGAUUCUGGAUACCCGGUAGGCAUGGUUCGUGGUCCAAGUUCUCUCAACUGGUUGAGCGAGAGACUAUGGAAGGGGAGGACAAGCCAGUUUGGGGUCCAGUAACAUUUCCUACUUCUGGUCCUGGUCCUAUCCCGUCCCCUAAGGAAAAUACGCCCCCAACCAAGUUUGAAGACGAUAAUUUCCAAUGGGGUGUGGGUGAAGACGCGGAUCUAAUCGUCUUCGAUCCGCUAUUUGAUCCGGCAAAGACGAACUGGGUCUUCCGCAGAGAUGUAUCAGGAUAUAACACGUCCCUUGAAAUACCUCCUCGCCGAGUAGCAAUCAUUACCGUCGCGCGACUUUCCAGAGGCUUAUUAAAUACCAUGCACGAGGAAACAUAUCGUUUGCACCACACCAUGUUCCCAGAGAUGUGGCCGCCAACGGUCGCCCUUCACCAUGGAUAUAAGGCGGUUUACGCGCCGCACCCAGUUUACUUCGACCGACAAUGGCCGCUGGACGUUAUGGACAAGACCUUCAACUACCCGCCCACGCCAGAGGAUAGUCCGUUUGGCUGGGGUGAGCACAACAUGCAAGGUGGCAGUUUCUACUAUAAUGCCGGGUUCAGCGGCGCACUAUGGCGACGAUGGUUAGGAGCUAAUGAGAACGGGGAAGGCGGAAAGAAGAUGGAAGAAUCUCGAUCGGAUCGCAUGUGCCUACGAGGAACGCUCUACCAUCCGAUAAAAUCUGAGAGCGUCGAAUAAAUCCGCUCGUGGAUGUGGUUAUCUAAUUUUGGCGUAUUGGCGUUCAGGAAAGAGCCGCGGAUAAGGCUUCUGAUUUCACAUGAAAGCAUUUGAUGCAUUUUCGAGGGGCGGUACAUUUUCUUUCACGGCAUCAUACAGCAUCCAAAAGAUUUCGGUUCUCUCUGCAUAUGGUUUAUGGGGUUCUGAUACCCGUUGAUUUGUGGAUGAUGCCCUUUCCCCCUUAUUAUCACCUUUUUUCUUUCUUUCUCCAUGAGGAUAGAUACAGGCAGGCAGCAGUUUCGAUCGAGAUUGGAUGUCACGCAGUGCAGACGAUGAAGGUAUGAGGCCUGUCCGAUAUUAGCAAGUCGGCAAGUCAACGAGGGGCUGUCCGCUCCAAAUUGUAUAGUAGUAGAUCUUGCGACCAGUGUUUAAUACCCCAAGACACCAAAGGCUAUAGUGCUGUAGUAUUGUAAUGAUUCAAUUGAGCUCUUCAAUCCUGUUUUAUUAGUGAUAUAUGUUUUUUUAUGCAGAUUAGGUUAGUUCUAACAUUUGCACUGAACUCUGUUACCUAUACGAAUCCGUAGUCGUCC
Daldinia caldariorum is the source of this 2820-nucleotide messenger RNA. RefSeq lists its product as uncharacterized. The coding region runs from base 128 to 2251 and encodes 707 amino acids. The record is from RefSeq and is a predicted model, not a curated record. The transcript has 2 exons. Lineage: Eukaryota; Fungi; Ascomycota; Sordariomycetes; Xylariales; Hypoxylaceae.